This is a messenger RNA of Ictidomys tridecemlineatus (thirteen-lined ground squirrel), 2446 nucleotides long. NCBI's taxonomy places the organism in Eukaryota, Metazoa, Chordata, Mammalia, Rodentia, Sciuridae. The record is from RefSeq and is a predicted model, not a curated record.
CACACAAUGGUCAGUACAGCUGCAUAGCAGUCACGACCCCAGAUGGACCCCCCAACAUCAGGAGAUCAAAUUGGGUUCUACAGAAGGUUCUGUUGGGUUCCGCCCAGAAUCUCUUUGGAGGUGCCUUUGGAUUCCAAGAUUGAGCUGAGUAUUGACAUGGGAAGAUGUUCCUGUUCUUUCCAAAUAUCUAAGAAGGUGCACAAUGAAGACAAUCCAUGAAAACCAGAUAUACUAUCAUGACAAGGACAGCAGGACCAGGCAGCAGAGGUCAAGAAACAUCAGGCUACCCAAUCAUGGACGAAAACGAUUUUUCAGAAGAUACAACUUAUAAGCAACAGGAGGAUUUACCUUAUGAUGGUGAUCUCUCCCAAAUGAACAAAUGCAAUGAUUACAAUUUUACCGGAAAUACUAACACCCUCAAUGUUAUUCCAAUAGGAGAUGACCCUAAAGUAAAGGCUGCCCAUGUUGAAACAUACAGAAAUACAGCCAGGGCCAUGACGUGGGAUAAAGUUACUGAAAAUGCUACCAAUAAAAAGUGUGAUAAAGAGAAUCAACGCGCCAUGACUCUUCAUGUUCAAGCUACUAAAGGAGCUGCUCCAAAGUCAAACAUUUCUGAUAUUUUACUCCAUCAUCUUUCUAAAGAGCAAUUACUAAGAGUUCAAGGUAUUAACUUUGAAACUCUCCCAGAGGUACGUAAUGGUGACUGUUUUGAUGAAGCAGCUUUUAUUAAAAAUAUUAUUUCACGUUAUGUUAAGAAUUCUUUCCCCAAAGCACAAACCUCAGAAUUCAUUGACCAACUCAACCCCAAAAGAGAUGUCAAAAAAAGCAGUAAGCCCACCUGUUCUCCUAUCAUGGCAAAAGAAAAUACCUGUGAUUUAGAAAAGCCAGUUGUGACUGCAAAUAGCAACCAUCACGAAAAUUUAAAUUUUCUAACUAAAGCCAAGGGUCCACAGGAUGAACAAAAAAGUUGCCAACGGCAGACACCCCAGAAACAGUUGACAGAAAAAGCAACUUCAAGCAAUGACUUCAAAUAUGGAAAAGGUCAAGUUCAUUGCCAGCUGCCAGAUUUCUCUAAAGGUGCUCUCAAAAUGAAAAUCCCUAAAAAUCACAUCAUGAAUAAGUCACUUACAAUGACUAAGCCAGCCAGUUUUUCUCCUAAAUUGAGAAACAAAUCAGCAAUCAUGCAAGAUAUUUUAGAAACCAUGUUUAGGUCAAAGUAUGUUGAAAAACAACAUCUGGAGCAGAAAGGGGAAAGUACAAAACCUUCACAACGAAUGCAGAUGGAGCCCUCAGUACACAAACAUCAAGACUUUCUUACAGAAAUAAAAACUGAGACACAUUUGUUGAAGUUGUCAUCCGCCUCUCAGAAAGAGCCCUUCUCAAGUACUUACAUAUUUCAAAAGCUAUCCCAAGGCAAGCAGAUGUGUCAAAAGUUAAAAGAACAGACUGAUCAACUGAAGACUAAGGUACAAGAAUUUUCCAAAAAAAUAAAACAAGACCCUUUCUGCCAUUUGAAAGAAAAAAGAAUGGAGGACCCCAGCAGCACCCGGGGAAGGCAGAAACGUGCAGAGAUGAUGACAUCCAAUCCAAGCUGUGCCUUCUGCAGCCGGCUCCUUGAAUGGAAGCAAAACACAGAGAAAAAAGGCCACAGACAGAUGGACUGUGGAAGGCUUUCAGUUGUCAUUCAUGAAAAGGCACUGCGCCAGCGUUCAACUCUCGGUUCUGACACAGAAACCAGGUUCUGUUCUGGUUCUGACACUGGGUGGCAAAGGAACAAAUGUGAGAACUGCGGCAACAAUAUUCGUAACUACCGAAACGUCUGCAGUAAAGAACCACUGAACGAAUUUUAUUAUAGAUACAACACCCCAGGACAGAAUUACUUAAAUCAUAGCAGAAAAGGUGCCUUUGUGCAGUCUUCAGAUGAAAAUAAAAAUUCUUCACCUCUUUGUCCAAAACCAAAACGGAUCUGUUCCCAGAGAGUGAAUUCAAAAUCCUUUCAAGGUGAACAUGAGCCCACACCUGGAAAGAUUCCUGGAAGCAAAUCCUUAUGUGGCUUUAGUGGCUCUGAAGAAACAGAAUCUAAGAUUUUAAACUCGGCUUUGGAUCAUGCCCUAAAGACAGCAACCAUUUUGAAAAAAACUACUGAUCAAAUGAUUAAAGGUAUUGCAGAAGAUCUUGCCAAAGCAGAGAGAUGGAGGAAUCAACUGAAAUACUACUAGUUCAACACAAAGUAACCAAGGGUUAAAAAGAUAAAGAAAACUUGAUCUGGCCCCCAAAGUAUUUCACUUAUUACACAAUUGAGAAAGAUUAUUUUCUACAGAAAGCACCAAAACCAUAAGAAGUGGUCAACAAAGUGUUUAAAUGAAAACAAAACAAAACAAAACAAAACCCUCUGAUUCUUAAAAAAUCAAAAGCAACCAACAAAUAUUUAUAUUAAAUAAAUCUA